This is a messenger RNA of Trifolium pratense (red clover), 840 nucleotides long. RefSeq lists its product as uncharacterized. Lineage: Eukaryota; Viridiplantae; Streptophyta; Magnoliopsida; Fabales; Fabaceae. The coding region runs from base 225 to 596 and encodes 123 amino acids. The record is from RefSeq and is a predicted model, not a curated record. The transcript is spliced from 2 exons.
AUAAACCCUCUCUCUCUCUCUCUUUCCCUUUAUGUUAUUGGGUUAGUUCCUUCUCUCUUACCUCACUCAUCACAAUUUUUUCUUCUUUCUGAUCCAUAUAGCUUUUGCCUUUCCACAUCUCUCUCACUCUCGCCCCUUCCAAAUUCUCCUUUUUUCUUUCUCUCUUCUAUCAUCACACAUAAACAACUCUCUCUGAUUCUCUAUCUUUCCAGCACACCAUAAAAAUGGUUGAUCAUCAAACUGUUUGUUGCAUGUGUGGUGACGUUGGUUUUCCCGACAAGCUUUUCCGUUGCAACAAAUGCCGCCAUCGCUUCCAACACUCGUAUUGUAGCAACUACUAUGGAGAACUAGUGGAGAUAGAACAGUGUGAUUGGUGUCAAAGUGAACAGAAGAAUAAUUCAAGACAUACUGGUUCCAAUUCUAAGAAACCGGUAACUGAGAUUGUCGCGACAACCAAUCGUCAAGAAUUUUCAGGUGAGAAAAUCAUGAAGCAACAUGAUCGUGACGAGAGUGGUUCCGAGAAAGGGAAGAGUCCUUCGCCAUCACCACGAACGGCCACACGUAGGUACAAGCUUCUCAAGGACGUAAUGUGUUAGAUAUCACCGAAAUCGUGAACAAGAAGAUGAUGAAGACGACGAUGAAAAAUAAUAGGUGACUUUUGUGUUAAGAAGAAGAUGUGUUUUGUGUGUGUCUAUAACGUGUAGUAUGUUUGCAACAAAUUAAAGAGUGUGUUUAUUUUGAGUGUUCUUCUCAACUUCUCUUGUUAUGAGUGGCUUUUCAGCAAGUUGUGAAUAAUAAUAAUAAUAAUAAUAAUAAUAAAAUUAUGUAACUUUCAAUCUA